This is a messenger RNA of Coturnix japonica (Japanese quail), 1917 nucleotides long. The record is from RefSeq and is a predicted model, not a curated record. Lineage: Eukaryota; Metazoa; Chordata; Aves; Galliformes; Phasianidae.
AUGGGACGCUCAGAGGAGCUCGUGUUGUUACGGCUCUUCCCGUGUGAUUCCCCAGGGAGAGCUGCUUUUCGAGCUGCUUUUUGUAGCACUGCGAAGCCUGGCCAUGAGCAGCGACUGACCGACGUGUGUGCUGUGUUACAGCAACUGAAACACCCCAACCUGGUGAACCUGCUGGAGGUGUUCAGGAGAAGAGGAACUGUGCACCUGGUCUUUGAGUACUGCGACCACACUGUGCUCCACGAGCUGGACAAGCACCCCCGGGGUGAGGUCCCGGAGCAGCUGGUCAGGAGCAUCACCUGGCAGACCCUCCAAGCUGUGAACUUCUGUCACAAAACAACAACGUAAUGCAUCCACCGUGAUAUAAAGCCAGAAAACAUCCUGAUAACGAAACACUCCAUCAUCAAACUCUGUGACUUUGGAUUUGCUCGCAUGCUCACUGGCCCAGGUGGUUACUACACAGACUACGUGGCCACCAGGUGGUACCGCUCCCCGGAGCUGCUGGUGGGGGACACGCAGUACGGCCCUCCCGUGGACGUGUGGGCCGUGGGCUGUGUCUUUGCGGAGCUGCUCUCUGGGGUCCCGCUGUGGCCCGGCAAGUCGGACGUGGACCAGCUGUACCUCAUCCGGAGAACGCUGGGGGAUCUUAUUCCCAGGCACCAGCAAGUGUUCAGCACCAACCAGUUCUUCAGUGGUGUGACGAUUCCAGACCCAGACAGCAUGGAGCCAUUGGAAAUGAAGUUUCCUAGUAUUUCAUACCCUGCUUUAGCCCUCAUGAAGGGCUGCCUUUGUAUGGACCCUGCGGAGAGGCAGACAUGUGAGCAGCUGCUGCAGCACCCCUAUUUUGACAGCAUUAGGGAGGCAGAUCUGGGGAAAGAACAUGAGAAAGCAGCUCGGAGACCAGCCAAGCUGACACGGAAGCACGUGCCGGGGUACCUGCCUCAGUUAAGCAGCAGCAACAUUCUGCCAGCUUUGGACAGCAAGAAGCCCUUCUGCAAGACGAGGAAAUCCAAUUGCCAUUUCCCUAACAUCUAAGGGUGUGGAAGAUGAAAAACUACCCAGUGUUCAAAGUUCCACUCCUUCAGAACUUAUGGAAGGCCACACGGUGGAAAACUGAAUUAAUAGAGGUGACGAUGUAUGCAGAAAUGGACUGUGAGGUGCUCUGGGCCACCGGUGGAAGGAAAGUGGUGCACUCCAAGCUCACGUUAGCCAGUGUUCUCUGUAAAGAAAAUAUAAUUCUUUUACUUUAACUCGUGGUUGCCUACUGGUUCGAGAUUACUGCAAAGCAGUGUUUACAGGGUGAAUCUCGAGAACUCUGUUGUCUGUUGGCUGUAUUUCACACUUGGCAGGAGAAUAAAUCAGAGUCACUGUGUCUAGCCUACUGAUCUUGCAGGGAGCUGUAAACCUCUUCCCUUUGUGAGUGGAAGGCAGGUGUGUGUGUGUAUGUGUGUGUGUGUGUGUGUGUGUGUGCAGCUGAGGUUGGUCCAGCUCAUUACAAAGCUGCUGAAAUAGCAGUGUUUUAAAGGUAUGUCUAUCUUGUGUACGGCAUGAAGUAUUACAAGCACAGGCAUUGACUUAGACUUACAGGAAGGCUCCACACGCUGUGAACAGAAGGAGGAUAUAAUUACUGAAGUCUGCUUUUUUCCUUGGCCUUUCCAGAGCUUCUCCUGUCUGUCUCUUCCUUGCAUUAUGAAGUUAUUUAUAUUUGCUGGUUUUGUCAGUAGUGAAGUCACUCACCUGUAGUGUUACAGAAAUUGUUAUCAAAACCAAUUCAAUAUAAUUUACAACAACAGCCAGACACGGGCAGAAAUUCUACCUAAGUCUUUGUAUUAAAACAAAUCUUGGAUUCUAUGUCGUUUCAGAAUGUAACGUGUUGAUUUUUAAUAAAAGAAAUGUAGCUUGUUUUUCCAUUUUGCAGGA